Molecule: messenger RNA, 1461 nt
Organism: Falco peregrinus (peregrine falcon)
Lineage: Eukaryota; Metazoa; Chordata; Aves; Falconiformes; Falconidae
Exons: 2
Coding region: 1-1260 (419 amino acids)
Source: RefSeq, a predicted model, not a curated record
AUGGCAGAAAAGUUAAAGCCACUCCCUGAAACUCAACCACUUUCAUCCUGCAGGAGCUCAGCAGAUAGAUCACAGGCAUUGCUGGGUCAGAUGCUCUGGAGCUCUUCCAGGCCUGGCCGGUGUUUAAAUAGAAAGGUUAUGUACCUGGGAGAUUUAUUUCAUCUUUUAAUUGGUUGUUUGUUUACACGGCUCGGGAGCUCUUUGCUAAUGUUUGCUUUGCUGGCUCACUCAGCUGCUGAAAAUCCUGGCCGGCCGCGUCCCAGCCCAGCCGGUGUGCCGGGGGAGCUGCCUUUCGGCUCUGGCUCCUCGGCUUCACCCGGUGAGCGCCAGUGCUUCCCCGUGAGCUCUUCCCAGCCCGGAACCACAGGCACCUGGAGCGGGCAUCUCUCCCAUCACGCCUUCGCAGGUGUGAUGGGAGGGAUGGUCCAGGUAGCAAGAUCUCAGUUCUCUGCUGGUCUCAAUCUGCACAAAGCUUCAGAGGAAAAUCAGUUUUCUUCCACUGCAGCUCUAGUGAAAAGGGCUUUGGAAACGACCGGCAAAGCGCAACACUUUUCUCAUACCUCUUUUCUUGGUUUUAUCUCAUUUUAUGUUAAUUUUCACCUUUCCACGAGUGGUGGGACUGCCUCCGCAGGCAUGCCCAGGCGACGGGUGCCCAACAGUCAUGUAGGCGGAUGGCUGCGGUGCGAGGUGCCCACAGGCUCUUUGGCAGAGCAGGUCUCUGAUGGCAGAUGGGCUCCUCCACCCCAUCCUUGGGGGGCACCUGCGUGGUUCAGGGGUGCCUCUUUGCCUCCCCACCCCAGCACUGGAGCCAACGGAUCCCUAUCUCAGCUCAGCAUGCCUCCCUGGAGGGCAGAAGGGAAGCGAUGCUCCCUGGCCUGUGCCAGCAAGGAGCAGCCACCCAGCCGGAUCGGUGGGGCGAGCUUGGAAGGAGCGGCCCCAGGGGUGAUGGGGAAGCCGCAGACGAAGGAGGGGAUCAUGCCCAAGAUGAGCUGCCGUUGGCAAGAGCCCCUUGGAAUUAGGAAGGCCGAGGCAGGUGCUUCCAAGGCAGGUGGGUUUGCUCCAAAAAACCUCCCAGCUUCUGCGGCAGAUGGCCACCUUCCCGGCGGGGCAGCUUGCCCGCUCCUCUGCCAGCUCCUGCCCGCAUGCAUUGAACCCGUGUCAACGGCGGCCACAUGUGUUUGGGAGGAGCUGAUGGGUGUCACCGCAGGAAUGGGGGGGUUGGGGGUAUUUUGCAUGUUUUUUGGGUUACAAAUGUGUUAACGUCUGUUUUGCGCAAUCAAUCCAUUUCUCAAUCUUUGCUCCCUGCAAACAACUGGAGGUGAAUGUGCGUUGCUUAACCGGGUAAAUCAGAGCCACCUCUGUGCCUCCAGCCUCACCGACUGCACGUGGCUGCUCUCCUCUCCUUCCUCCCAUCAAAGUCUGCAUUACUAAUGAUAAUUAAAACCGUGUUUGGGAGCAGUU